AUGGCCGAGGGCAGCAGGUUACGGGGCUUCUGUACCCUGGUGCGCAACCUCGUCCUUGCCGCUCUCCUCUACACCUGUAUCUUGGGUAUCAUUAGCGUCGCCAAGAACCCCUCGGUGCGCCCCAAGGGCAAGCUUGGCAUACCCGCAUUCUUAGGAAAGUCUGGGCCCGUGGACCUGAUCGAGUCGACGAGGUCUGGCGUCAAGGUCAAGUUCGCCGGCUCGCCGAACAGCAUCCACAUCAACCCGCACGCGAACGUCUUCAACCGCCCCGACAGCGCCGUCACACCCAAGGAUGACUUCUUGGGGCCGAGGCCGGACGUGGACACCGAGGCGAACCUGCCCAUGCUGGUCGAGGAGUGCAGGGGAACAUACAACGGAAUUGAAAAGAUGAGAAACGUCUUCGAAUGCCUGCAGUUCCUCGCCAACGACGAACACCGCUACUACCAGGUGCCCGAGGACGGAAAGAAGGCCAGCCAGCAGGACCCCCGCAAGUCUGAGUACCUUGACUCCGACGGUCACGGAAACAGCUUGGACAAGUACGUCUCGCCUGCUGAGGCCGUUCCUGCGAGCAAGGAAUCCAUUGGAACCUGUUCUGGUCCCAUUGUUCCCUACCACACCUACUGGACUGGCCCUGCGACUUGGAGAGUUGAGGUUUUCAUCAAGAGCUAUCUUUACACGCAAAACCUGGCCUGCUCUCGUCUCUAUCUCUGGGUCGAUGCCGACAAGAGCCCGAACGCCGUCGAAAACAUGCUUGUCCGCGAUCCUCUUUUCGCUCGUUUCUUGCCUCUGGUCGAGCGCGGUGACAUCACCGUCAUGCCGUGGAGGUUCCCCCAACGCAUCCCUCUCCCGAACCACGUGGACCACGCCGAUGGUGCCUACAAGCCUUCGGCCAAGCCCAAUGCCAAGGGCGAAACCGUCAUCGCCGAGGGAGUCGUUGAGGACGCAGAUGGCCAGCAGUGGCUUUCCCUGACCCCGAAGCAGAUGACCUUCCUCCCCGUCGCCGUCUCCGACGCCAUGCGUUUCGUCGUUCUCCAUUUGUACGGCGGUCUCUACUUCGACAUGGACGUCCUCAUGCUGCGGGACAUGCGCCCUCUCGCCAUCCCCAAGGAUCACGCGUUUGCCGAGCGCUGGGCCGCUCACGCGCACCCGGGCGACUACAACACCGCCAUCAUGUCUCUGUCCGCCAACAGCUCUCUGUCAUCAUAUCUCCUCCGCGGCGGCGUCCGCAUGGGACUGAACUUCCACCCUCGCGUCAUCGGCCGCAUGGCGUGGAAGGACGGCCGCGACCAGGAAUUCCUCAUGCUCGAGACGGCCGCUUUCGAUCCCAUCUGGACCGAGUUCAACUGGGACCGUGAGGGCCGCUGCACCGUGCCGUGUCUUAAGGACUACAGCGCAGCGUUCAAGGGCAGACCGGGUGCGAUCAAGGACGAGUGGCAGAGCUACGACGGACCGCAGCUGGAACCCGUUAACCACUCCAAGCAGGAGCUGCGCGCGCGCGUCGAUCCGGCCGGCCAGGAUGUUGUCAGGACUUCGGAAAGCGCGAGUGAAAGGCCAGAGGAAAACGUGCCGCACAGCGCAACGGCGCAGUCGCCAAAGGCCGGCACGCAAAGCGACAGCUUCACGACGACCAGCGCCGAGGAGGCCGAAUUGAGGGCGAAGGGCGCGGUAGCCGACUACAGGCUAGAGGAGGACAAGUACCCUCCGAACAACCGCACGGUGGAAAACUUCUUCAGGGGCGCAUGGACGUACCACAUCCACAACCAGUGGCUCAAGCACCCCGAGCCCUCGAGCUGGAUCAACAUUGUCGAGAUCGCGCACGACGGCUUCUUCGCGGGCAAGCGCACGAACCCGUACGGCGAGUUGUGGCACGGCCCGGACCUGAUGCCGUAUAACUACUGGCCCGAGUUCGUAUAA
Molecule: messenger RNA, 1914 nt
Organism: Aplosporella prunicola CBS 121167
Lineage: Eukaryota; Fungi; Ascomycota; Dothideomycetes; Botryosphaeriales; Aplosporellaceae
Exons: 2
Coding region: 1-1914 (637 amino acids)
Source: RefSeq, a predicted model, not a curated record